CGACAGUCUUCAUUUGAAUGUUUUACAGUACAGUAAACAUUUCACUAUUUACUAUUUUUUGAAUAAUUUAAAACAAAGAAAGUUUAAUAUAUCAUUUUAGAGAUUCAAUAUACAUUUUAGAAAAAAUAUAAUUAAAAAAAAACGGGAAAUAUUGAAAAAGUGCACAAUAAAAGUUUAAAAUUUUUUUUUAAAUUCUGUGAAUAGCAGUAAUUUAUUAUAAAAAAAAAAUUAAUCAUGGGUUUAAAGUAUAUUACUUAUGAGGGAGAGUUGAAAAAAAAUCCCGAACUAAAGGAAUCAGAUAUUCAAAUGUUACGCGAAUGGUGUGAAAAGCAACCUCAUUUACCAAAAGUCUCUGACACGGAUUUAGUACUUUUUCUACAUAGCAAUUAUUACAAGAUGGAAGCAACAAAGACAAAUAUUGAAACUUAUUUUACAUUAAGGACACAUUUACCGGAAUUUUUUACAAACAGGGAUUUAAAAAAAUCACCGGAAUUGUACACUGCACUGAAUGUUGCUUUUACUACACCUAUAGAAGGAAAAACUAAUGAAGGUUAUGGUGUUUUGUAUUGGAAAAUAGUCGACUAUGAUGUCUCAAAAUACGUUCAUGUACACACGAUGAAACUUCAUGUUAUGAUGUUUGAUUUAUGGUUACAAACUUAUGGAACAAUGAAAGGUCAUGUUUUAGUUGUUGAUACAAAGGGAAUUGGCGUUGGUCACGUGACUCGAACAAGUCCUAUAAUUUUUAAAAAAUUUCUUUGCUAUCUUCAAGAUGCAUUUCCAGUUCGUUUGAAGGCCAUACACUUUCUUAAUUCAAUGACUGCCGUCGAUAUGUUAUUUACAAUGUGCAAGCCAUUUAUGAGAAAGGAAUUGAUAGAAAUGUUACAUUUUCACACGACAAUGGAGACAUUUGAAAAAAUUUUCCCAUUGGAAAUAUUGCCAAACGAAUCGGGUGGUAAAGCUGGUCCAGUAGAAGAAUUUCGUCAGAAAAGUAUUAAGGAUUUGGAAGAAUUUCGCGAUUGGUUUGCACAGGAUGAAUUACAUGGACGUGUGAAUGAAUCUUUACGUGUUGGAAAAGCAAAAAAUGCUACUGAUCUCUUUGGAGCUGAAGGUAGCUUUAAAUCAUUAGCAAUUGAUUUGACUUUUAUAAAAAUUAUGACGGCGGAGGAGGAAUUUAAAAAAAAUCCAGAAUUAAAGGAAUCAGAUCUCGAAUUAUUGAGAGAAUGGUGCAAAAAACAACCACAUUUGCCAAAAAUUGCCGAUAUUGAUUUAAUACUGUUUUUGCAUAGUAAUUACUAUUUAUUAGAACCAACGAAAAAAACAAUUGACAAUUAUUAUACAAUGAGAACACAUGUACCGGAAUUUUUCACAAACAGAGAUUUUCAUUAUUGUGAAUCACUUCGUAAGCAACUAGAUAUAGCGGUAUAUAUGCCACUAAAAGGAUUAUCUAAAAAUGACUAUAAUAUAAUUUAUUCAAGAUUAAUUGACUUUGAACCAUCUCAUUUUGUGCAUUCUGAAACUGAAAAAGGUUACAAUAUGGUAUUGGAUAUGUGGCUCCGAACAGAGGGUACAGUCAAGGGGCACGUGAUUUUAAUAGACAUGCACGGGACACAAUUGGGACACGUCAGUCGAAUGAAUCCUUCAGUGGCAAAAAAAUCUCUACUUUAUCUUCAAGAUGCACUUCCAGUUCGACUUAAAGAAAUACAUGUCAUGAAUGCUUCGCCAAUUUUUGAUCUUAUGCUAACAAUUUGCAAGCCAUUUAUGAAAAAAGAACUUUUAGACAUGUUACAUAUUCACACUACAAAAGAAAGUUUAGAAAAUUUUAUUCCUUUGGAAAUACUGCCAAAUGAAGCUGGUGGAAAAGCGGGACCACUAUCAAAAUUUUAUGAGGAACGUAUGAAACUUUUGACAGAAUUUCGUGAUUGGUUUACGGUUGACGAGGCGAAUGGACGUGUCAACGAAAAUCUUCGUCCGGGAAAGUCAAAAAAUGCUGGAGAAAUUUUUGGCGUCGAAGGCAGUUUCAAAAAACUAGAUAUUGACUAAAAAAAAAAGUUAAAUAUUAUACAAAUUUUUACGUGCAUAUAUUUCUUUUGACAUUUUUUAUUAUUUUUUUAUUUAUUUAAUAAAAGAAUAUUUCCCACGAUUAAUAAGUCAUCGAAUAGUGACAAAUACAUAGUUAUUGAUAUUAUCUAAGUUGUAAUAAUAUUUAAAUAAACUGAAUAUUAAUAAUUGUUAAAUAAUAAUUUAUAAAAAAUUAACUUUUAAUUAUUUCAAUUAAAUAGAAUUUUUUUCAUCACACUAUUAUAUUACAAUUACUAAAUAUCUCACAUUAUUAUAUUUAAUAUUUUUGUAAAAUUAAUUUUUAAAUAUUACUAAUUUCACACAAUA
Molecule: messenger RNA, 2385 nt
Organism: Leptopilina boulardi
Lineage: Eukaryota; Metazoa; Arthropoda; Insecta; Hymenoptera; Figitidae
Exons: 6
Coding region: 235-2040 (601 amino acids)
Cellular component (GO): membrane
Molecular function (GO): phosphatidylinositol bisphosphate binding
Source: RefSeq, a predicted model, not a curated record